AUGGAGAAAUCACUGGAGGUUGUUACACUACAAGGUACAUUGAAGCUGGAUCCAGAAUGCUUUGGUUACUGGAAAGUCUCAAUCCAGCAGGUCAUCUCGAGCAUCGACAUGGAAGCUUGGUUUGCAGUGGAGGACGGCUGGUCUCAUCCAACUGAGAAGAAUGAAGAUGGUGAACUGGUGCAGAAACAUCGAAAGAAGUGGACUGCUGAAGAAAAGGCUGAAGCCAAGCACAAUUCGCAGGCCUUGUCAGUCAUCUUCAAAUCUCUACCAAGAGAUAUCUUCAACCAAGUUCAAGGUUGUGUGUUGGCUAAAGAGGCUUGGGACAUUCUCGUAGUCACAUUUGAAGGCACUACUCGAGUUAGGCGCACGAGGUUGGACAAUCUUGCAUCUGAUUUUGAGAAUCUGCAAAUGACUGAAACCGAAUCUAUGGCGGAUUACAGUAGUCGGUUGAGUGGUAUUGCUCAAGAAUUUGUUGUUUUGGGUAAACGAUACAAGGACAAGAAGCUGGUCAAGAAAUUUCUCAUAAGUCUACCUGACAAGUUUCAACCGCAGAGAUCUGCUAUUGAUGUGUCUUUGAAUUCAGACGAGCUCAAGUACAAUCAAGUUGUUGGGAUGAUGCAAGCAUUUGAGAUGCAAUUAAAAAAGAAAGAGAAAAUGAACGCUAAGUCAUUUUCUCUUAAAGCUGUAGAGGAACAGAAGGUUGUUGAAUCUCAGGAGCUUGAAGAUGAAGAGAAGGUUGGUAUGUUGGUUGAGAAGUACUUUCACAAGAUGGAAAAAGGUCAGCGAAAGGGGACUACAUCACUCACGAGUUCUGAUACUGAUAAAGGAUUCAGGAAGAGUGAAAAGUCAGAACGUCAGUGUGCUGAAUGUGAAAGAUAUGGGCAUUACAAGGCUGACUGUCCAAACAACAAAUGUAAGCAAUCUCUGCAAUGCUAUGGAUGUAAGGGUUUUGGUCAUACCAAGACUGACUGUCCAUCACAAGGUAGCAAGCUGAAGUCAUACGUCACAUGGAGUGAUUCAGAUGAGGAAGAUGACAAAGGAGAAAUCCUGAACAAUUUUGUGGCUCUAUUGGGAGUUAUUGAAGAAGAUGAUGGAGAUGAAGCACUACUAUUGAAUGAAACGAUUGUGCAAAAGACUCAAGAUAACAGUGAGCUGUCCGCAGAGAGAGAUACGCUUCAGUUGAACAUUGCAAUGAUAUCCAAGGAACUGAGUGAAGAAAAAUCCAAGUCAUUGCGUCUCGAGAAGCAAUUGGAGGAACAGUUGAAGAACAUCAGAAUGUUAAGUAAAGGCACCAAGGAUUUGGACAUCCUACUCAGCUCUAGCCAAUCAAGCACUGCAAAGUGGGGACAGACCUUUGAGCCGAAACUCCAAGAUCAACCUGGUGCAUCAAAUGGUCAACGCAGUCAGUUCUCCAAGACAAACUUUCAUCAUAGACGGAUGAAUCUACAACAUGAGAUGCCUAAACCACAUCUGUAUGGGACACAUCGCUAUCAACAGCCGAAUCGUGUGACGAAUCUGGUGCAGAAUGGUAGUUUUUAUCCAGCUGCCAGAAGAAUUAAUCAAGGGUAUGUCAGAAGAGAUGAUCUCUACUGUCAUGUUGCAUACACAGCGUGCAAAACUGAAGUUGAUCAGGCUAAAUGGUACUUUGAUAGUGGAUGCUCUAGACACAUGACGGGUGCUCUAGACAAUUUGGCUCAUUUGGAAGAUGUUGCUGGUGGAAGAGUCACAUUCGGAGAUGGAGGAAAAGGCACAAUUCGAGGAAAUGGUGAAACUAGUGGUGACACUCAACCACAACUGAAGGAAGUGUUCUUGGUGGAUGGUCUGAGAGCAAAUUUGAUUAGUGUCAGCCAGUUGUGUGACGAAGGACUGGAUGUCACUUUCACCAAAAAGGAUUGCAAAGCUGUUGAUCAACAAGGGUUUGUCAAACUCAGAGGACGACGGUCUGGAAAUAACUGCUAUAUGUGA
This is a messenger RNA of Camelina sativa (false flax), 1965 nucleotides long. RefSeq lists its product as uncharacterized. The record is from RefSeq and is a predicted model, not a curated record. NCBI's taxonomy places the organism in Eukaryota, Viridiplantae, Streptophyta, Magnoliopsida, Brassicales, Brassicaceae. Gene Ontology annotation, molecular function: nucleic acid binding; zinc ion binding.